This is a messenger RNA of Acanthopagrus latus (yellowfin seabream), 6052 nucleotides long. RefSeq names its product adenylate cyclase 8 (brain) (gene adcy8). Gene Ontology annotation, cellular component: plasma membrane. Gene Ontology annotation, biological process: intracellular signal transduction; adenylate cyclase-activating G protein-coupled receptor signaling pathway; cAMP biosynthetic process. The coding region runs from base 1075 to 4602 and encodes 1175 amino acids. The transcript is spliced from 17 exons. NCBI's taxonomy places the organism in Eukaryota, Metazoa, Chordata, Actinopteri, Spariformes, Sparidae. Gene Ontology annotation, molecular function: adenylate cyclase activity. The record is from RefSeq and is a predicted model, not a curated record.
GGAGGAGGAGGAGGAGCUGGAGGAGGAGGGAGGAGGAAGGAGGCUGCGCUCUGAUCCUCGCGCGCUGCACGGGGACACACGGGACAUCAUUUUCUGGACACUCUCCAUGGAGACGGGUCGCUCUCUCCCCGCGCGGUCUCCUCCGCACAGACGAGGAUUGUGACGGAGGACGGGUGUGUGUCUUGGCAUCGCCCCCCUCCACCCUCCACCCUCCCUCCACCCACUCACCAGCCAGGUGUUGCAUUCAGGCGCGAGCCCCUCGUGCGGCUGGAGAGGCGCGAGAAGGAGGGCUGAGCUCGAGCACUCGGCACUGAUCCGGUCUGCGGAGCCUCUUGACAACAAGUUGACGAUCGUGCGCGUCCUCUGGUUCCGGAGCUCUGCGGGUCUCACACACGGAUUGUACUGACGGAUUCUUUGUUUCCUGACCUCACUGGAUCUCCGGAUCACCGAAUCACUGGAUUUGUCUUUUUUUUUUUUUUUUUUUGGCACGUUUAUUUUUUUCUUCGAACGAAACAGAAAACAGGUUUUUUGUUUCUUCUCUCUCCUGCAGCGCGCGUGAAUAAGAGGGAAAAUGGCAAAGUGAGCGGAACCAGCGGUGCCAACGACGCAUGAGCCAUUUGUUGGGUUCCGUCCUCAGAUCUCCUCCACAGCUGCUGUCUUACACCGUCUGUCUGCUGGGUUUUCCCCCGACCCCGGCUCUCCGUGACGCCGCGGCACCCUGAUGGUGCGGACGGUCGGCGCACGGUGGCUGGAACACGCCGCCCGGUGCUCGGUGACGAUGGUGAUGAUGAAGACGAAGGCGCGCGGUUAAUCCAGAAGAUGCUUUUCCACCCGAGUCGGAUUUAUGUGCUGUUUCUUCAGUGGGAUCGUUCGCGUGACGAUGACCUCCAACCGCGCUUUACCCCGUGCCGUGCUCGCCGCGCCCCCGGUUCGAUGCGCACGAGAGGACGUCGUCUCCCCAAAAUCGCUGAGCUAACUCACAACCGGGCAGACAGCGACCACUAACCGAACCGAUCGAUAGGAGGAGAGAACAGUAGCGACCGCAGCAGCAGCGGCAACAAGCGGCAGCAAGUGAUGGAGCUGUCCGAGGUCCGGUGCUCCAGCGCGAGCGAGGAGCUGUACACCAUCAACAAGACGCCGAGCAGCAACAACAGCAACAGCAGCGGCAGCGGCAGCGGCAGCGCGCGACCCAAGCGGCUGCUGUGGCAGAACGCGGUGCGGCACAUCACCGAGCAGCGGUUCAUCCACGAGCAGGGCGGGGGAGGCGGAGGAGGGGUGAAGGGCAUCGGGCCGGACGAGCCCUACGACCCGAGCCAGGGCGCGCGGAAGCAGUCGGCGGGGCGGACGUCGGUGGGAGACCGGCACAACAACGGCGGGACCAAAGUGUUCCCGGAGCGCGCCAGCAGCGACCUGGGCUUCCUGCAGAUCGACUGCGCGCCCAGCAACUCCGACUUCUUCCUGAACUGGGGCUACACGUACCGGGGCGUCAUCUUCCCCACGCUGCGCAACGCCUUCAAGUCCCGCGACCUCGAGCGGCUCUACCAGCGGUACUUUCUGGGCCAGAGGCGCAAGUCGGUGGUGGUGAUGAACAUCCUGGACGUGGUGACCAAGCUCACCCUGCUGGUGCUGCACCUCACCCUGGCCUCCUCCCCGAUGGACCCGAUCAAAGGGACGCUGCUGGGCUUCUUCACGGGCAUCGAGGUCGUCAUUUGUGCCUUAGUGGUGGUGCGGAAGGACACCACGUCGCACAGCUACCUGCAGUACAGCGGCGUGGUCACCUGGGUGGCCAUGGCCACGCAGAUCCUGGCGGCCGGGCUGGGCUACGGGCUGCUGGGGGACGGGGUGGGAUACGUGCUCUUCACCCUGUUCGCCACCUACAGCAUGCUGCCGCUGCCGCUCACCUGGGCCAUCCUGGCCGGCCUGUUCACCUCGGGGCUCCACAUCCUGGUCCAGCUGCUCAUCUCCCAGAAUGCACAGCUCUCUACCAACCAGGUAGCAGCUCAGGCUGUGUUGUUCAUGUGUAUGAACACCGCGGGGAUCUUCAUCAGUUACCUGUCCGACCGGGCUCAGCGCCAGGCCUUUCUGGAGACGCGGCGCUGCAUCGAGGCUCGGCUGCGGCUCGAGACGGAAAACCAGAGACAGGAGCGACUGGUGUUAUCAGUCCUGCCACGUUUUGUAGUUUUGGAAAUGAUCAACGACAUGACAAAUGUAGAGGACGAACACCUCCAGCAUCAGUUUCACAGAAUCUACAUCCACCGCUACGAGAAUGUCAGCAUUCUUUUCGCAGAUGUUAAAGGCUUCACCAACCUCUCCACGACGCUGUCGGCGCAGGAGCUGGUGCGAAUGUUGAAUGAACUCUUUGCACGCUUCGACCGCCUCGCACACGAGCACCACUGUCUACGAAUAAAGAUCCUGGGAGACUGUUACUACUGCGUGUCGGGUCUACCUGAGCCCAGACAGGACCACGCCCACUGCUGCGUGGAGAUGGGCCUCAGCAUGAUCAAAACCAUCAGAUACGUGCGAUCACGUACGAAACACGACAUCGACAUGCGUAUCGGGAUUCACUCAGGCUCUGUGCUGUGCGGCGUGUUGGGACUCAGGAAGUGGCAGUUUGACGUCUGGUCCUGGGACGUGGACAUCGCCAACAAGCUGGAGUCUGGAGGGAUCCCAGGGAGGAUCCACAUCUCCAAGGCGGCUCUGGACUGUUUGAACGGGGACUACGAGGUGGAGGAGGGCCACGGGAAGGACCGCAACGACUUCCUCCGCCGCCACAACAUCGAGACGUACCUGAUCAAGCAGCCGGAGGAGAGUCUGCUCACCCUGCCGGAGGACAUCAUGAAGGAGGCGGCCAGCUCGGCCGACCGGCGGGCCAGCAGCACCACCUUCAACGAGGCGUCCUGGAGCCCCGAGCUGCCGUUCGACAACAUCGUGGGGAAGCAGAACUACUCCCAGAUGAGGGACGAGGUGUUCAAGUCCAACCUGGUGUGCGCCUUCAUCGUGCUCAUCUUCAUCACCACCAUCCAAAGCCUGCUUCCCUCCGCCAGGAUGGUUACCAUGGUGAUCCAGUUCUCCGUCCUCAUCGUCCUCCAUUCCUGUCUGGUCCUGGUGACAACGGCGGAGGACUACAAGUGUCUGCCUCUGGUCCUGCGCAAAGCCUGCUGCUGGAUCAACGAGACGUACGCGGCGCGCAACGUCAUCGUCUUCGUCUCGAUCCUCAUCAACUUCCUGGCGGCCAUGAUCAACAUACUGUGGUGUGACUUCGACAAGUCCACCACCUUCAGGAACCAGACGUACAACGAGUCGGCCUCCAUCCCAGACAUCUGCUUCUACCCAGAGUAUUUUGUGUUCACGGGCGUCCUGGCGAUGGUGACGUGCGCCGUGUUCCUGCGGCUGAACUCGGUGUUGAAGCUGGCGGUGCUGCUGGUGAUGAUCGCCAUCUACUCGCUGCUGACCGAAGCUUUCUACACCUCGCUGUUCGUUCGCUACGACACCGUGCACCACAACACAGAAAACUUCCUGGGGACCAAAGAGACGUCUCUGCUCCUGAUGGCCAUGUUCCUCCUCGCUGUGUUUUAUCACGGCCAGCAGCUGGAGUACACGGCCCGGCUCGACUUCCUGUGGCGCGUCCAGGCCAAAGAGGAGAUCAACGAGAUGAAGGAGCUGCGAGAGCACAACGAGAACAUGCUGAGGAACAUCCUGCCCAGCCACGUGGCCCGACACUUCCUGGAGAAGGACCGGGACAACGAGGAGCUGUACUCGCAGUCCUACGACGCCGUGGGCGUGAUGUUCGCAUCCAUCCCGGGCUUCGCCGACUUCUACUCCCAGACCGAGAUGAACAACCAGGGAGUGGAGUGCCUGAGGCUGCUCAACGAAAUUAUCGCUGACUUUGACGAGCUGCUCGGUGAGGAUCGCUUCCAGGACAUCGAGAAGAUCAAGACGAUCGGCAGCACCUACAUGGCCGUCUCCGGUCUGUCGCCGGAGAAACAGCAAUGUGAAGAUAAAUGGGGUCACCUGUGUGCGUUGGCCGACUUCGCCAUCGCCCUCAACGAGAGCAUCCAGGAGAUCAACAAGCACUCGUUCAACAACUUUGAGCUGAGGAUCGGUAUGGCCCACGGCUCGGUGGUGGCGGGGGUGAUCGGCGCCAAGAAGCCUCAGUACGACAUCUGGGGGAAGACGGUGAACCUGGCCAGCCGGAUGGACAGCACGGGCGUCAGCGGCAAGAUCCAGGUCCCCGAGGACACCUACCUGAUCCUGAAGGAGCGCGGCUUUGCCUUCGAGUACCGCGGGGAGAUCUACGUGAAGGGCAUCAGCGAGCAGGAGGGCAAGAUCCGGACGCACUUCUUGCUGGGCCGCGUGCAGCCCAACCCGCUCAUCAUGCAGCCGCGCAAAAUCACCGGCCAGUACUCGCUGGCGGCAGUGGUGCUCGGCCUGGUGCAGUCGCUCAACAGGCAGAAGCAAAAGCAGAUCCUCAACGAGAACAACAACUCGGGCAUCAUGAAGGGCCACCACCACUACAACCGGAGGACGUUGUUAGCACCCGGGGGCUCCGAGGUGGGAGGGGGGCAUCACACGGAGGUGGCUGAUAAGACUGAACUGUCCUGAAGAGCAGACCGGAGCUUCAGUUCCACACAGAUCCGUCAGAGGCGGAGCUGCUCUGCAGGCUGAAACGAUCCCAGUGGUUGAGUUACAGUUCAGUGGGAGCAGCCGAGGAGCACCGAGUGACAUCCAGCAGAGACGGAGGGCAGGUGGAGGCUUCAAGACGCCCUCGACUCUGAUUUAUGUAUUUUACUUUUAGGUUGUGAUUACUGAAGGCUGCUGGGAGAACAACAGACCAAUCAGAGCUUUGCAGGCAGGACAGAUGACAGGGACGCCAUGUUUCUGCAGCGGAGCCUCGAAACAUUUGACGAGUGUCGGCUGAAUUAAAUCCAUCAUUAGGUUUCAACAAACAGGUUUAACCUUCUGACCUUCAGUUGUUUAUCGCUGCAGGUCCAUGAAGAAACAGCCAGAACUCUCAGAUCUCAUCAGCUCGGGUCCAUUUCAUGGAAGCAUUUUCUGAGAAACACAUUGUGAAAAAUUAGGAAGAAGUGAGAAGUCUCAGUCUGCCAGGAUCACUAUUUAUAUAUCGUCCCAGAAAUUAAUCUGAACUAUAUUAUUGUGUAGUCUCGUAGGUCAGGCAGUAGCACUGGUGCCUCAGAGAAGGAGGUGCUGGGUUCGAGACCCGGCUGGGGUCUGCGUGGUCUCCUCCUACAGUCCAGUGAUGCAUGUGAGGUUAAUCAGUGACUCUAAAUUGCCCGUAAGUGAAUGUCAGGUGAAUUUGUCCCUAUGUGUCAGCCCUGUGAUGAGCCGCCGACCUGUUGCUGAUGUACAGGUGGCAGUAAGAGACGCAGCCAGUCAGCAUCUCUGGACGCAGAGAAGGUUUCAGACACGGCCGAGCUGAGGGAGGAGAUACAACAAGUUUGUUCGUGUUUUGGUGAGAAACACUGAAUGUACAGAAACUUGAAACUUUGUUGUUCGUUUACAAGAAAACUCCCCGAGGCAGCUUCACGCCUCCGGCCGGCGACGGGUCUGAACGUGAACUGCAGUCGGACGCUGAAGUCACGUUCUUCAGAAGUGUCUCUGGCUCCUCCCACUCCGGUCUAACUCAACCAAUGAGAUCACGUCUGCCUCCUGAAACAGCUCAGCUUCUGAUGAGUGUUUGUAGAACUGGAACUCCACUUGUUCCUGAUGAGGAGGAGGUGGAGGAGGAGGUGUUGGGGAAGGGAGGGAGGGACCGGACCGGACCGGACCGGACCGGACCGCUGCGUCCUGUUUCCGUCCGCCCUCAUCUGUUCGCUGUCUGUUCGACCGAUCCCCUCGGACUGUCUGACGUUCCUCCUGUCGUUUCCACUUCCCCUUUUUAUGUCGCCCGCCCGGCCACCGACCCGCCCCAAACCCAGAACCCCCGUCCCGCUCUGACCCUCGCCCGGUGUCGAUGUUUCUUUUUUGUAUUUCUUUUAUAUAUGAGAACACAAUAAAGGGGUCUAAUUUUUUAUACAAGCCAUGUGUCUUUGUC